AGGAGUGGCUGGGGCUGGGGGACUCCAUGCGGGGGCCAUGGACAGAGCGGCUCUCCUGGGACUGUCCCGCCUGUGCGCUCUGUGGGCAGCCCUGCUCGCGCUGCUCCCUUGUGGAACCCAAGGAAACUGGAUGUGGUUGGGCAUCGCCUCCUUUGGGGUUCCGGAGAAGCUAGGCUGCGCCAACUUGCCGCUGAACAGCCGCCAGAAGGAGCUGUGCAAGAGGAAACCCUACCUGCUGCCGAGCAUCCGAGAGGGCGCCCGGCUGGGCAUUCACGAGUGCAGGAGCCAGUUCCGGCACGAGCGAUGGAACUGUGCGGUGGCGGCCGCCGCCCCGCCGGGCACCAGCCCCCUCUUUGGUCACGAGCUGAGCAGCGGUACCAAGGAAACAGCAUUUAUUUAUGCAGUCAUGGCCGCAAGCCUGGUGCACUCUGUGACCAGGUCCUGCAGCGCAGGUAACAUGACAGAAUGCUCCUGCGACACCACUUUGCAGAACGGCGGCUCAGCGAGUGAAGGCUGGCACUGGGGGGGCUGUUCUGAUGAUGUCCAGUACGGUAUGUGGUUCAGCAGGAAGUUCCUGGACUUCCCUGUCAGAAACACCACGGAGAAAGAAAGCAAAGUACUGUCAGCAGUGAACCUACAUAACAAUGAAGCUGGAAGGCAGGCUGUGGCCAAGCUGAUGUCAGUGGACUGCCGCUGUCAUGGAGUUUCCGGUUCCUGUGCCGUGAAAACCUGCUGGAAAACCAUGUCUUCUUUUGAAAAGAUUGGCCAUUUGUUGAAGGAUAAAUAUGAAAACAGUGUCCAAAUCUCAGAGAAAAUAAAAAGGAAAAUACGCAGGAGAGAAAAAGAUCAGCGCAAAAUACCCAUUCGCAAGGAUGACUUGCUCUACAUUAACAAGUCCCCCAAUUACUGUGUAGAGGAUAAGAAACUCGGGAUCCCAGGGACACAGGGCCGAGAAUGCAAUCGAACAUCAGAGGGUGCGGAUGGCUGCAACCUGCUCUGCUGUGGCCGAGGCUACAACACACACGUGGUGCGGCACGUGGAGAGAUGCGAGUGCAAGUUUAUCUGGUGCUGCUAUGUCCGCUGCAGGCGUUGCGAGAGCAUGACGGAUGUGCACACCUGCAAGUAAUCACCUGUCCAGCCUUGACGCAGCGACACACAGCGGGGCGUCCCCCCAGGCUGCCUCUCCCCAGCAGGCCUGGGAAUUUGACUCCCACCUUGGAGCCCCCAAUUCCCUAAUCUUCUUUCAGAGAUUCCUGUGCCUGAGCAAUGUCCAUCACACACUGCGCAUGUGAGUUUCUUGGGGUUUUGAAGUUGAAAAGGUUUGUGCUGGUCCUUGGUUGAUUUGGGGAACAUAUGUUGACAGAGAAGGAAGAUAAUCUGUCUCCUAAGCAAGAAAGAACAGGAAAGAACCUUCAUGCCAGCAGACGUGUCUUAUCAGGAUAAGAUCUUGACUAGAGAACUCAGUUAUAGAUUCCCUAGUGCUGAGUGAAUAUUGGCCAUUUUUAAAGACACCUCUUAGAGAAGCUAGGCGCAGUCAACACGGAUUUCCUUUAUUCUCAAUAUUUUAGAUGAAGAAAUCAUAUUAAGUAUGCAUAGAUUCAGGAGAGGAGAUGUUGAAAAGUGAACAGAUUGGGUGCUUAUUUACCCUUGCAUGCAUUUCAAAAGAAAGGCAACUUAGAAAGAGUAUCUGCAUAUGUGAUACAAUUAUUUUCUAAAAAGUAUUUAUUAGAGAUCUUCAGUGACAAAGGAAAGAAUCAAAAUGUAAAAAGUAGAAAGUGUGAUUUGGACUUUAAGUGCCUUUUAACCAGGAAAAUCUACCUAGAAAAUUAUCAGAAAUGUAUAUGGCAAUCUUUGAUUUUGAACUCCAUACUUUCAUUUGUAGGCCGGUGUCUGCUAUCAGAAACCCAGCUCUG
This is a messenger RNA of Condylura cristata (star-nosed mole), 1913 nucleotides long. RefSeq names its product wingless-type MMTV integration site family, member 16 (gene WNT16). Gene Ontology annotation, molecular function: frizzled binding; cytokine activity. Gene Ontology annotation, biological process: canonical Wnt signaling pathway; multicellular organism development; cell fate commitment. The transcript has 4 exons. The record is from RefSeq and is a predicted model, not a curated record. Lineage: Eukaryota; Metazoa; Chordata; Mammalia; Eulipotyphla; Talpidae. Bases 38 to 1126 code for a protein of 362 amino acids. Gene Ontology annotation, cellular component: extracellular region.